UGCUCAAUAAAUUCUAGUCGUUUCCCCUCCAGUCUCUUUAUUUCCAACCUCUACUUAGUCUCCAGUAAACCUUAAAAGAGACACGAUAUCUUCCAAGCACCGUUUAUCAUUUACUACUUUCCAGCUACCAAACAGAACAAACAGCCCUUUACAAACCGGGCUCAGGCUUCCCUCCUGUGGUAUCAACACGCAUUAGCCUCAGUCCUGGUCAGAUCGAGCCGGUCCGUGCAGUCCUCCCUCUCCGCCUCCCCUUGGUCUCCAGCCCGGAAUGCCAUCUCCGCCUCUGCGCUUCCCGGGCUUCCGGUCCGCUCCAACUCCAGCUGGCCCACGACGCCUUUCUAGUCAGCCCAACUCACCCCGGUCUCUUGCCCCAAUCUUUGUAAAGCUUCCGAUCCUAUCUGGCGCGUCGGAAGCGGCUUCCCUGGGGAAUUGCAAUCCAAAGCGAUCACUGCUGUCUUUGGAACUUUCCGGAAUUCCCUCACGCCCGCGCUCCCCAUUCCACCUUCCACCUCGCUCGCGCUGCAGUAGCAGUGGGUUUCAAGUGAGCGUGCCUGCCGGAGGUCGGGGCUAAGGUUCGUGCAAGCCUGGCUAUCACCCUAAGAGGCCAAUGGACAAGGAGGGGCAUAAGCAUACGGUUUUAACAAGACAGCACUUCGCUGCCGCAACGCAGGAGCUUGCACAUCCACGAAGGGGAAACUGAGGCCCAGGGUACAGUGAUUUGGUCCGGGUCACUGGGUGAGUGGUGCGCGCAGGCCUGGAUCUUUGGGUUUCCAGGAGUGGCCGUGGCCAGCAGCAUCGGAGGGGUCGGCCCUCCUUAGGAUCCCAGUGCCGGGGAUGGGCGGUGGAGCCCAGGUCUAGACGGCGGCAAGGAGCCCAGGGGGCGGGGGCGGGGGCGAGGCCGGGCGGGGCCGACACAGGUGCUCCUCAUCCGGCCGGCUCCGCGGAGCUUUAUAAGCAGCCGGACGCCGAGCUGUGCGCGGCUCGCUGCAAAAAUAGUGCCCACGUGUGUGCGCGUCCCUCGCCGCGCCCGCCCGGCAUUCCCGCAGGGCCACGCCGGGCCCCAUGGCGUUUCCUCUGGAAGAAGAAGCAGGAAGGAUAAAAGAUUGCUGGGAAAACCAGGAAGCUCCCGCACUCUCUACAUGUAGCAAUGCCAGUAUCUUUCGAAGGAUAAAUGCCAUAUUGGACAAUUCUCUGGACUUCAGUAAAGUCUGCACAACACCCAUAAACCGAGGAAUUCAUGAUCAUUUGCCAGACUUCCAGGACUCUGAAGAAACAGUUACAAGCAGGAUGCUUUUCCCCACUUCUGCGCAAGAAUCUUCCCGUGGCCUCCCAGAUACAAAUGACUUGUGCCUUGGCCUGCAGUCCCUCAGUCUGACAGGCUGGGACCGACCCUGGAGCACCCAGGACUCAGACUCCUCAGCCCAGAGCAGCACACACUCGGUAUUGAACAUGUUCCAAAAUCCAAUGGGAAAUGUCCUAGGAAAAACCCCCUUGAGCUUCCUGCCUCUGGAUCCCCUUGGGUCUGACUUGGACAAAUUUCCAGCACCCUCAGUUAGAGGAUCCCGCCUGGACACUCGGCCCAUCCUGGACUCCCGUUCUAGCAGCCCCUCUGACUCAGACACGAGUGGCUUCAGCUCUGGAUCAGAUCAUCUCUCAGAUUUGAUUUCAAGCCUUCGAAUUUCCCCUCCUUUGCCCUUCCUAUCUCUGACGGGCGGUGGCAGAGACCCUCUAAAGAUGGGAGUUGGAUCCCGGAUGGAUCAAGAACAAGCUGCUCUUGCUGCAGUUACUCCCUCCCCAACCAGUGCUUCAAAGAGAUGGCCAGGAGCUUCUGUGUGGCCAUCCUGGGACCUCCUCGAAGCUCCCAAAGACCCUUUCAGCAUAGAAAGAGAAGCUAGACUACACCGGCAAGCUGCAGCUGUGAAUGAAGCCACCUGUACCUGGAGUGGCCAGCUCCCUCCCCGGAACUAUAAGAACCCCAUCUACUCUUGCAAGGUGUUCCUAGGAGGUGUUCCUUGGGAUAUUACGGAAGCUGGAUUGGUUAACACCUUCCGUGUUUUUGGCUCUCUGAGUGUGGAGUGGCCUGGUAAGGAUGGCAAGCACCCCCGGUGUCCUCCCAAAGGUAAUAUGCCUAAAGGAUAUGUGUACCUGGUGUUUGAACUAGAGAAGUCUGUCCGGGCCUUGCUUCAGGCUUGCUCUCAUGACCCACUGAGCCCAGAUGGCCUAAGUGAAUAUUAUUUCAAGAUGUCCAGCCGAAGGAUGCGCUGCAAGGAGGUGCAGGUAAUCCCUUGGGUCUUGGCUGACAGCAACUUUGUCCGGAGCCCAUCUCAGAGGCUGGACCCCAGCAGGACGGUGUUUGUUGGUGCCUUGCAUGGGAUGCUCAAUGCUGAGGCUCUGGCUGCCAUCUUGAAUGACCUAUUUGGUGGAGUGGUGUAUGCUGGGAUUGACACAGAUAAGCACAAGUAUCCCAUUGGAUCUGGUCGUGUGACUUUCAAUAACCAACGUAGUUACCUGAAAGCGGUCAGUGCAGCUUUUGUGGAGAUCAAAACCACCAAGUUUACCAAGAAAGUUCAGAUUGACCCCUACCUAGAAGAUUCUCUCUGUCAUAUCUGCAGUUCACAGCCUGGUCCUUUCUUUUGUCGAGAUCAGGUCUGCUUCAAGUACUUCUGCCGAAGCUGCUGGCACUGGCGGCACAGCAUGGAAGGCCUGCGCCACCACAGUCCCCUGAUGCGAAACCAGAAGAACCGAGAUACCAGCUAAAGAAGCUGGCCUUACCCAGUGGCCUGUGGCACCCAAGGCUGGCAGGUCAGGCAGCAGCCUGUACCAUCCUGCCACUGGUGCCCAAGGAUCUGGCUUCCCGAGGACAAGGGAAAAUUGUAGUCACCUUUGCACUCGCUGAAUCUGUCUUUGUUUCUGCACUAAUUAAUGCACAAUGAGUUUUGUCAGGUUUUGUUUUCAGGGGGUGUGCCAGACAAGGACCCUCUGGCUCACCCUCAAGUGACGCUGUAGUUUUCCCAGAUUUUAGUUCCUCAUUUUGCAGAUGAAAAGAGAAAAAAACUGUGUGUCCAGAAGGUAUUGACACAGAUGCCUACAUCUAGGUUUAUUUAUUAAAGCGCUUUUUUACAUUCCUUGCAAUACUGAUGGUGAUGCCGCACAGGUCUCAUUGGUUUCAUUCUUGCAGUUGCCAUACAGUGCCUUUCCAUUUAUUUAACCCCCACCUGAACGGCAUAAAUUGAGUGUUCAGCUGGUGUUUUUUACUGUAACCAACAAGGAGACUUUGCUCUUCAUUUAAACCAAAUCAUAUUUCAUAUUUUACGCUCGAGGGUUUUUACCAGUUCCUUUUUACACUCCUUAAAACAGUUUUUAAGUCGUUUGAAACAAUAGAUUUUUUUUUUCUUUCCUGGCAGCUUUUAACAUUAUAGCAAAUUUGUGUCUGGGGGACUGCUGGUCACUGUUUCUCACAGUUGCAAAUCAAAGCAUUUGCAACCAAGGAAAAAAAUUGUUUUAUUUGAAACUGGACCGGAAAAAAAUGGUGUAUGAGCGGCUGCUGUACAUAGUUUUAAAUGGUUUACUGCACCUUCUUAUGUUGCACUUAUGUGGGGGGGGGUUGAUAGAAGUUUUUAAUCACAGUCACAGGACUUUCUUUUGUAACUGAGCUAAAAAAAAAUAAAAGGGCUGCUUUUUGGUGGGGGGCAGGUGAAGGCUCACAGGAGCCCUUUCUCUUAGAGGGGGCAAGUACCCUUCCUUUUAUUUGAAGAAUGUAUGAAUCAACAGUUGAAGUUGACUAAAUGCUACUGGAAUUCAAAAACUUGACUCUUUUUUUUCUUUUUAAUUUAAUUACUACUUGCCCCUCUUAGGGAUGCUGUGUGCCAAAGAAUCAGUGUCAUAACCCCCUUCUUCCCUCUUGCUGAGCUGAUGUUGCAUUGUUGCAUAUCCCAGCUACUCUGUGGGUUUUGUGAAGCUGUGUGUGAAGUCUCUACCUCAUUGUAGUAUAUGCAGGCAAGACUGCACUCUCCUACAGAUGUGUGGAGUAAGCUGUGGUGUAGUUUUUUUGGCACAUAAUAAACACGUUGCAGCAGA
Molecule: messenger RNA, 4077 nt
Organism: Nannospalax galili (Upper Galilee mountains blind mole rat)
Lineage: Eukaryota; Metazoa; Chordata; Mammalia; Rodentia; Spalacidae
Gene: Cpeb1
Product: cytoplasmic polyadenylation element binding protein 1
Exons: 12
Coding region: 1063-2757 (564 amino acids)
Biological process (GO): negative regulation of cytoplasmic translation
Cellular component (GO): nucleus; cytoplasm; synapse
Molecular function (GO): mRNA regulatory element binding translation repressor activity; translation factor activity, RNA binding; ribosome binding
Source: RefSeq, a predicted model, not a curated record